AUGAAAAAAGACAAGAAUCCGUUUAUGUCGCAUAAGCAGAGUGGACAGAAAGUUACUAAGUGUUUCGACAUUUGUGGGGAAACAGCGAAAGAAAAUUGGAGAGAACUUAGGGAUUGUCAUCGAGAUGGCCUCUGUAGACAGAAAAAGAAGAGUGGGCAGGCAGCGACCUCAGUCCGCCCAUGGCUGUAUCAAAAUCAUAUGGAAUUUUUAGUUCCAUAUAUGGCCAACAGAGGUACCGUAACAAAUAUGAUGGAAGAGGUAAAUGCUACAACGAGCGUUGCAAAUGAUGGUGGAGGAGAUGACGUAACAGACACGCAGAGGAACGAAACACAAGAUGACUUGGGGACGCCAUUGUCAAAGAAGAAUAUGAAAGCAGAUGUCAUUAAAAUCAUUCUUGAAAGUAUUAACAGCUACGAAGAGAGAGCUAAGAAAAGAGACAUUUUUCGCGAAAGAUCACUGCAUCAAGAAAAUGGCGCCUUACACCGAUUUUUCGUGUCGAUGUACCUAUCGACAAAAGAUAUGCCAAAGGCGUACCAAGUGUUGGUAAAGAAAAAAGUGUUUCAGUUAGUAUCUGAAACGGAGGAGGAAAUUUUGACUAGAUCAGUGGCUCGACAUCAUUCAUCAAUACCAUCAUGCAGCACAGAAAGUAGUUCGUCUACCACAUCAACAUCUGACUCUCCUGGUAUGGAGUUUGAACCUUCAGCACCACAUUUACUAUAA
Molecule: messenger RNA, 720 nt
Organism: Schistocerca piceifrons (Central American locust)
Lineage: Eukaryota; Metazoa; Arthropoda; Insecta; Orthoptera; Acrididae
Exons: 2
Coding region: 1-720 (239 amino acids)
Source: RefSeq, a predicted model, not a curated record